AUGACAGACAAAGCAGAUUGUGUUCACUUCUUCGACCUCUUUUCCGAUCAGGAAGGUGCCUCAAAAUCAUGGUCUCACAAUACGCUAAAGACCCGAGCAGUGCUCAACUUCAAGAGCAUCCCCUACACACAGAGCUGGCAUUCCUACCCGGACAUCGCAGCCCUCAUGACCAGUUUAGAUGUUCCACCUCAUAAAGAAGGUAGACCAUACACACUACCAGCGGUCAUGCACAAGUCCUCAAUAACCUCAAGCCCCAGCGGAGCAAUGAUGGACUCGCUCCCAAUCGCCCUUCACCUCGAUAAACUAUAUCCAUAUCCACCACUCUUCCCAUCCGGCGACGCGAGUUAUGCACUAUUCCUCGCUGUAUUCAAGAUAAUGGCACUACUAGAGCCUGGAUUUAGGCCCUUCAUUAUCCCGCGUGUACCAGAUCAUUUGGAUCCGCGCGGCCAAAAGUUUUUUCACGAGACGCGUUCUAAAGCUUUGGGGAAACCGUUAUCAGAGGUUAGGCCUACAGAUAAAGAGAGUAUUGAUAAACUAUGGAAGUUGGUUGAGACUGAAUCUGCGGUUUUGAUUAAGAUGUUGAAAGGAAGGAAGGGGAAAAAGGGUCCCUUUUUUGAGGGUGAGAAUGCCGGGUAUGCGGAUUUGGUUUAUGCUUGUCAACUUGCGUUCAUUCAGCGUUUUGAUAAGGAUUUAUUCGAGAGGUUCAUGGGAUUGGGAGAUGGUGUGAUCAAGAGGUUGUAUGAUGCUUGUUCGCCUUGGUUAGAAGGUCAGGGAGAGGAUAAGGAGUGGCUUGUUUCAAGGACUGCUGAAUCCUGA
This is a messenger RNA of Penicillium longicatenatum, 816 nucleotides long. RefSeq lists its product as uncharacterized. The transcript is spliced from 2 exons. The record is from RefSeq and is a predicted model, not a curated record. The coding region runs from base 1 to 816 and encodes 271 amino acids. NCBI's taxonomy places the organism in Eukaryota, Fungi, Ascomycota, Eurotiomycetes, Eurotiales, Aspergillaceae.